AUGGAGGGGAGCGGAUCCCUCUCGGUUCCCUGCGGGGCUGGUGACCAGGAGAGCAGCGCUGGCCAGGCUGGGAGCAAGCCCACCUCCGCCUCCAGAGAUGUUCACGUGGGGGUCAUCUUCUCCUCCUCAGCGAUUUUAGACUUGAGUCAAAGUGGUCUUCACCAUUUUGAGGAGAUCUUUAAAGUCCCCAACCUCAGAGUAAUCGCACCUCCACGGAAUGCCCUGUGCGCGAUCCCUGAAGACCUCUUCCAGACGCUGCCCAGCCUCUUGUGGCUGGGCCUGCGCUUCAACAGGGUCACCGCCCUGCCCUCUGGGACUGGCCGUCACGAGCAUUUGAAAACUUUGCUAUUAGAAAGAAAUCCCAUCAGAAUGUUACCCGUGGAGCUGGGGAGCGUGACCACCCUGAAGGCCCUGAGCCUGCGGCACUGCCCCCUGGAGUUCCCGCCGCAGCUCGUGGUGCAGAGGGGGCUGGUGGCCAUCCUGACUUUCCUGCAGAUCUGCGCGGCCGAGCGCGCGGUGCCCCGAGACGGCUCCCCUCGAGUUAAAAAGAUGACCGCGAGGGAUCUGCCACAGCCCCUGUUGGACUUAUCCGAAGAGCACAUGCCUAACAAAGAAGCCAUUCGUUCUCAGGAGCCAAAGGGAAGCAUGGUAACAGAGAAGGCAGACUCUUUCCCACCUGUGGAAGCACUAGGCCUGCUCGGGCCCGGGAGUUCCUCCGAGACCCCGGAGGACUGGCCGAGCGAGGAGGAGAUCCGGCGGUUCUGGACGCUGCGGCAGGAGAUCGUGGAGAGUGAGCGGGCGGGGGCCCUGGGGAACCAGCUCCUGCCGGUGGAGCUGCCCCCCAACCUCAGGGCCGCGCUGGGCUGCAAGGGGAAGCCGCUCCCCCGCCCGAGGCCCCGCUUCAGGAUGAAGGUGCCCUCUUUCCAAGGCGUCCUGCCCGAGCUGGACUCCGCCCGGCAGGCCCUGGUCCGCGCCAGCCAGCUGGGGGAGAGCAGGGGCCUGGCCCUCCGGGAGCUGCGGGAGAGGCAGGCUCAGGAGCAGAGCCGGAGAGACAAGCGAGUGCUGCAGGAGUGGAGGGAGCGUGCCCAGAUGAGGAGAAGGCCGGAGGAACCCGGGAGCCUGCCGGCGCCACCCCCGCGGAGGAACCCGGGGGCAGCAAAGAUGGCCCUUGCUACGGACCUGAGAGAGAAAGGGAAAAUACCGAAGAAUUUGCCUGGAAAAGUGAAACAAAGCAAAGAAGAACCGCUGCAAGCAUGUCAGGAAAUGAGUGGCCUCCGAGGGCAGGUUCUGGCGGAGGCGCUGAAGCCGCAGGCCCAGCGGCUGCACGCGCGGAGGGGCAGGUUCCGGGGGCUGGCGCCCCUCGCGGGCGUCGGGAGGGCCGCCCGAGACGUGGAGAUGGCCCGGAGGCUGCAUGAUGAAGUCCUGAAGCUGAAACUGAGGUCGGCCUUGAACAGAAACCACCAGUGCGCUGCUCUGCCCGGGAGCCUGUCGCUCGGGCCGGCUGCGUCCCAGCCUCAGAAUAUAUUUUUUAACCCAAAGUAUUAA
Molecule: messenger RNA, 1545 nt
Organism: Rangifer tarandus platyrhynchus (Svalbard reindeer)
Lineage: Eukaryota; Metazoa; Chordata; Mammalia; Artiodactyla; Cervidae
Source: the annotation of a GenBank genome assembly